AUGACCUCCGCCGCGGUGUUCGGCUGUACAGGAGCUGUGGGCUCUCAGAUCCUCGCCACACUUCUCGCCUCAGACGUCGCCUCAUCUGUCAAGACCAUCUCCCGGAGACUUCCAAUCGCGCAGUCCCCAAAGCUUCAGGCGAUUGAGGAAGGCGACAUCACAAAAUGGGGUGGCAUGAUCUCUUCCUUGUCCCCCAAACUAUCCAUGGUCUUUAACGCAGUCGGUACCACCAGAGCGACAGCUGGUGGAAUCCAGAAUCAGUGGAGAAUUGACCAUGAUUCAUGUGUUGAGAAUGCCAAAGCUGCCAAGAAAGCCGAAGUGAAGACAUACGUGUACAUUUCCAGUGGAGGGACCAGGGGCUUUCUCUCGAGCUACGUGCCUUACUCGAAGAUGAAGAUCGGAGUGGAAAAUACCAUUAAGGAUCUUGACUUUGAACACGCUAUUAUCCUGCGCCCGGGUAUGAUCAUUGGAAGAGAGACCUCGAAAGCUCCAAUGUUGGAGAAAAUGGUGGAGAGCCUGAAGAAUCUGUCGCAAGGUGUUCAGGACAUGAUAGGUCAAGAUCAAACCACCAUUGGUAGAGCUGCCGUGGCAGCUGCUCGCAUGGCUGAAGAAGGGAAUGCGCCCUCCAAGUACUGGGUUCUGGAACAGGCCGAUAUAGUCAGGCUCGGCAGAGACGAGUGGAAGGACUAA
This is a messenger RNA of Penicillium atrosanguineum, 690 nucleotides long. RefSeq lists its product as uncharacterized. The record is from RefSeq and is a predicted model, not a curated record. Gene Ontology annotation, cellular component: cytoplasm. The transcript is spliced from 2 exons. Lineage: Eukaryota; Fungi; Ascomycota; Eurotiomycetes; Eurotiales; Aspergillaceae. The coding region runs from base 1 to 690 and encodes 229 amino acids. Gene Ontology annotation, biological process: import into nucleus.